GUCCCGCCGAGAGUGCCGGGCCGGAGGCACCGGUCCGGACCCAGCCUGCCGGCCGGGCCAUGACUCACUCGGGGCUCCUGGUGACGGGCGCCUCCUUCGCCGCGUUCCGGGGGCUGCACUGGGGGCUGCGGCUGCUACCGACACCCAGAUCUGCGGCGCGGGACGGCUGGAAGUGGCGCAACAUCUGCGUGUCGCUGAUGCACAGCCUGCUGAGCGGGGCUGGCGCGCUGCUCGGGCUGUUGCUGUACCCACAGAUGACCGUGGACCCGGUUCAUGGCCACCCGCCCUGGGCUCUGGUGCUCGUGGCUGUGUCUGUGGGUUAUUUCCUGGCGGAUGGAGCCGACAUGCUGUGGAACCAGACCUUGGGCCAGGCCUGGGAUCUCCUCUGUCACCAUUUGGUGGUAGUGAGCUGCCUCAGCACCGCCGUUCUGUCUGGCCACUACGUGGGCUUCUCCCUGGUGUCUCUGCUCCUGGAGCUGAACUCCGUCUGCUUGCACCUGCGGAAGCUGCUGCUGCUUUCUCACCAAGCUCCAUCCCUCGCCUUCAGCAUGACCAGCUGGGCCACUCUGGCCACCCUGGCCCUCUUCCGUUUGCUGCCGCUAGGUUGGAUGAGUCUCUGGCUGCUCCGGCAGUACCACCAGGUGCCUUUUGCUCUGGUUGUCCUCGGUACAACAGGAUUGGCUACAGUGGGUGCCAUGAGCAUCACCCUAGGGGUCCGCAUUCUGAUCAGUGAUGUGCUGCGGUCUCGGCCACAGCCAUCCAUCCUUGGGCACAAGGACACCUAGGGGACCAGGACUUGUAGUGGUGAACCUGUCUCCAGGGACAAUUCCACUGUCAGCGGGGAGGACUAGAGAGAAGCCACAGGCUUGUCUUCUUCCAGUCCUGGGGGCACUGUGGCCAGGAUCAGGACCCAGUGCUGUUUACUGCACAGAUGGCCCCUGGACUAAGGACGGGAUGAGAUAAUCAGUAUCUCAGUUCCUCCUGCAGCUAACUCACAUCUUACCCCUGCGUAGGAUCUAUGACGAAGAAUUGCUGAUGUUGGUGGCUGGGUGGGCACCUGGGUUACUGUUCACUGAAUUCCAUCAUUAGAGGACCAUCCUUUCUAGCAGAUGAACUCAAGUGGCCCAGCCAGAGGCUGGCAGGAGGCCCGAAGCCGGAAGACACUGCCAAUGGGAACAGAUAAGGGAAGGUGGGGUCCUACGAGGCCUGGUGAGAGAUCUGGUGUGGGGGUGGGACCAGUGGCAAGCGAGACCUCACCUAUGACCAAUUUCUGUCCAUGGGAAUAGGGCACAGGAGAUGUUAUCUGUAGGGAUGGGCAUGACAGUUGCCAAGAGACAGAACUCGAGCCACUGCAAUCGCUGCUGAUAUUUCUGGUUCUCAAAGCCACACUACAGGUAUUGCGUUUGUACUUAACCCAAGUCCUUCUGUGUCAGCCUUUGAAAUGUUUUUAGUAGCUUCUGACCUUUUCAAAGAACAUGUAGACUCUUAGAGAAAUGCACAUGGAGCGGGGUCUGGCUUCUUAGGACAGCACUGAGAUCCAGAGCCACAGAGAGGACUCCAGUGCCUAUGCAGGGCGCCAGGUGUGGGGUCUUCCCAGGCCGGGGUUUCCAGGGAAGAAGGAGCACGGUAGAGCAGGUGAGAGAGGCUCCCCCAGGCUGCCAGGGGAUAGAGGAACAGCGGCCCUCUUCCGGGAUUCCCUCGCACGUCCUCCUUCUCCCCUGCUGCAUCCGCUCUUUUUUCCACUGCACAAGACCCCUCUCCUUCCAAUCAAAGCAUCCAGGCCCAGGGAAGUGUGGCACAGAUCAAAGCUGCCUUUGCACUGAACAAUAGACUCGGAGCGAUAACCCCUCAUCCUGCACAGAAAGGGAACUGAGCAGAGGCGAGAAAUGGGGAGAUUUUUAAAAAGCCUACAAAGAAGCAAAGACCAUGACAGAGACCGACACACAUGGGCUGAGGGAUGGAUAGCAAGAAACAAAGAUUGUGUAGAAGACACGGAGACAGAGAUUGAAGUGGGGCAGGUGGGGGAAAAACCCUGGCAGAAAUAUCUAGAGAGAUUGUUACAGAGGCUGAGAGGAACCAUAGUCCUAGAAUUGGCCAGAGGAUGAUAAAGAGCACAAGAAAAAUAGUCAAAGGCAGACAGACAGCGACCCCAAGGGUGGGAGGAAGGCACAGACCGUCUAGACAGUGAGACAGAGCGAGUGAGUGACGAGGAGGAGCAGCCGGACUCCCGAGACACACAGGUAACAGAUCGGGAGAUUAGCAGGGAGAGAGAGGAGUGCAAACAGAUGAGGGGGACGCAUCAGGGGAGCUGAGCAGCCGAAGGAGAGGAGGCAGCCAUUGUAAGAUCCAGUGACAGAAGAGAGAAGCAGGCGAUCUGUAGAGACAGGCGGGAAGACAAAGGACAAACAGCUACAGUGCAAACACAAAGACGGGGCUGACAGCAGCUGAUAGGCAGAGACUGGUGGGAAGACGGGGACAAGCCAGAGGCAGGGACGCGCACUGACAUAGAAGAAUAGGCAAAGGGAGUGAUGGGGAGAGUCCCAGGGAUGAGGAAGGGUGGGGCCGAACAAGGCAGCAUGUGUACAAGGGACAGGGCAAAGAAAAGGAGGCACCACCGAGCAGGAGAGAGGACAACAGAAAUGACAGGGACAUGGGAAGAAAUGAGACAGAGGCCUUGUGAGAACUCCCCUCCACAGAGUACCUGGCUGCAGAGGGGCAGAAGAGCGGGUAGGGGGCCAAGAGACACUGUGGCGACUGGAAGGCUAUAAAUGCAGGCAGAGAACGAGAGCCGGGGUUUGAGGACAGUAAGACCAAAACCAAGAGGCACAGGUGUAGAAGUUCAGAUGGAGAACAGGAGGAUUUGGUCCUUAAGAGAAGCAGCAUCUUCAAAACUCACCUUGUCAUCACACCUGCUGACUUAACCAGAAUGUUGUCUGUCUUGAGUUUUCAAAGAAAAAGAAAUGGGACAAGCUCACGUGAGGAGUACACACUGAGGUCCAAUAUUGAUCCUUUCCAAAGUGUGCACCUUUUCUCUUACCGCUGUCAUAAAUACAUGGUUCAGUGAGUACCCCUGUUGGUAAUACUUGACAGUACCAAUGAACUUGACCAUUAAGGAAAUUUGGCUGUGGGCUCAUUAGUACAAUCCAUACAGGGGGUGGGCGUUAUGACAUAGCGUUGUGGUUAAGGCACCACUUGGGAUGUCCACUUGUUUGAGUCCUGGUUGCCCUGCUUUUGAUCCAGCUUCCUGCUAGUAAAUUCUGCGAGGCAGCAAAUGAUAGCUCAACUGCUUGUGUCCCUGCCACCCACAUGGGAGACUCGGAUGGAGUUCCAGGCUCCUGGAUUUGGCCUGGCCUGGCCCAACUUAGGCUGUUGGUGUGCAUUUGGGAGUGAAUCAGUGGGUGGAAGAUCUGUCUUUCUCUUUCGCUCUGUCUCUCGAUCUUGCUCUCACUCUCCUUUUCAAGUAGAUGAAAAAAUAAACAUUUAAAAGGAAAAGAUGGUGUGGAUCAAAGAAUAAGGAUGAGUGAGAACUCUCAGAAAGUGAAGUUCAACAAUGCAGAGUGACAGCUGCUGCACUUGGUCAAGACUGGUCUCCAAGUGGCCGGGUCAAGUGGUCCUCAAAACCGAAUCCGUGCCUACCACGCCACUUGCCGAUGAAGUCCUUGUCUUCCAGCAUAGAGGAGGGGUUCUCCUGAAUGGGGAGCAUUGAUGUUUCAUGGUCUAAGAAUACUAUCUUCAUUCUAAAUUAAUAAAUU
This is a messenger RNA of Lepus europaeus (European hare), 3752 nucleotides long. RefSeq names its product TLC domain containing 2 (gene TLCD2). Gene Ontology annotation, cellular component: plasma membrane. Gene Ontology annotation, biological process: regulation of membrane lipid distribution; phospholipid homeostasis; membrane assembly. The transcript is spliced from 4 exons. Lineage: Eukaryota; Metazoa; Chordata; Mammalia; Lagomorpha; Leporidae. Bases 60 to 785 code for a protein of 241 amino acids. The record is from RefSeq and is a predicted model, not a curated record.